Molecule: messenger RNA, 1202 nt
Organism: Mya arenaria
Lineage: Eukaryota; Metazoa; Mollusca; Bivalvia; Myida; Myidae
Exons: 4
Coding region: 35-718 (227 amino acids)
Source: RefSeq, a predicted model, not a curated record
UUACGUGACAACGCUAAUACGCACCGGCGACGACAUGAAACCUGGAUACGAAACAGUGUAUUCAUCAAAUAGCCCAGCCACAUUGGCCGAUAGGUUUACAGAUCUGUACAAGGCCGAAUGGAAGUCUGCACAUGACGAAUUAGCUCAUGUACUUGGGGACAAGCAGGCAGUCAGACAUCUUCUAUGGAUUGUAGCAAAAUCGUCUAUAAUUUGCGCUAGCCUAGCAACACAGCAGAUUCAAGAUAUAGAAACCUCGGUGACGGGUGUAAUGGUAUCAAGAGAUCCCUUGAAUAAGAAGUCAUUAUUUGACGACGCUCUAGCUAAAUCAAACGAAGAAAUAGUUUCAAAAACUCGAGGGAUGCUUAUAGACUAUCGACGGGAAUUGGCGAAGUUAUCUGUUCCAAUGUUACAAAAGGAAAUACGCCGUGCAAUCGCAGCUGAACUGGGAACAUCUCUUCCUCGACGAUUUACUGGCAUUGGAAACCAUUUCACAUCCUAUGCCGAGAAAUGCAUCGCAAUAGUCUGGCUGAUGUACGUGCAUGAUCCUCCUAUGCAUUUAGAAUGGUUGACAAGGGAUCAGGAAGGCACCGACUUCAAAGUGGACCUUUACUUGCCCUACACAAGACCUGGAACGUUGUUUGAUUAUUGUGUAUGGCCUGUGGUCAGGCUGCACCGGAAUGGGCCCAUUCUUUGUAAAGGUGUUGCUCAAGGGAGAUGAUGACUUUUAUAAAAUUGAAAUCUGUGUUUCAAAACCAUUCACUUAACAUAAGACCACUCCUAAUGGGUGUUUCGAUCGACGGAUUUGUUUGAUUGAUUAAUAGUGUUACAAUAUUUAGAAAUAAAUGAUGAAUUGAUUGUGCAAAAAGGCAAAAGUUUGAAUAUAAUAUGUUAUAUGAUGUUUUAUGAUAUUGCUUUGCAACAUAAUAGAAAAUAGAAACACAGGUCAAUUCAACAAAAUAGUAUUAUGCACCAGUCAAUUGUAACCUAACCGCCCCCCCCCAGGUCCGGGGAAUAGCGGGGACUUUGACUUUUGGUCCAGCCGACCCCGCCUAAAAUCCCCGCCCUGCGGAGACAAACAGAUGGUAAAAUCCCCGCCAAAUGCCCCCGCACCCCAAGAACCCUAGGUAUGGCCCAUUCCCAGCUAUAUUUAAGCGAAGACUAAACCACCACAUUCACCCGGCACUGCGGGGCCACCAGAAAGG